CUGUCACUCAAACCAGCCCCAGCCAAUCGAGUACUUUUGUCCUUUUCACGUUACAUUCGCCGGGCAGUUAGUGCUACUAUCCAACAUGUCGGCUGCGCCUGUGUUCCCCAUGUGUGUGCGAGCGAGCCGGGGCCUCCUGAGGCUCAGGAGCGGGGUAGUGGGUGCCUCUUCCCCGGCUAUGGUGGACAUGGUCCGGACUCUCUCGACUGAAAAGCCGCCGACAGGAGCUGGCAGUGCGACGGGCGGACUGGCUCAGGCUAUCCUCCAGCAGAGACUCCAGCAGCAGCAGCAGCAGCAGAGUCAGGGGCAGCCUCCUCCUGAGGGAGGUGAGGGGGAGAAGGAGGGAGAACACACAGAGGACAAGAAGCAGAAGGAGAACACUGCCUACGCUAAGAAGAUGGUGCUACGACUCGCGGGGCUCAUGGGAGUUGGCGGAGCAGUCGGCAUGGUCUACCUAUUUGGCACCAAUUCAGUGGAUGAACAAGGAAACAUGAUUCCAGAUGAGUUUGACAGAGAUCCUCCCGUCGUCCAACAGUUGAAAAGAACCUUCAAAUACUUCCAGGACUACAGACAGAUGAUCAUCGAGCCCACGAGCCCAAAGCUGCUGCCCGACCCUCUCAAGGAACCGUACUACCAGCCUCCCUACACGCUGGUGCUGGAGCUCACCGAUGUCCUGCUGCACCCGGAGUGGUCGUUGUCGACAGGUUGGCGGUUUAAGAAACGUCCGGGCAUCGACUACCUGUUCCAGCAGCUCGCACCGCUCUACGAGAUUGUCAUCUUCACUGCAGAGACUGGCAUGACGGCGUAUCCUCUGAUCGACAGCAUUGAUCCUCAGGGUUUCGUUAUGUAUCGCCUCUUCAGAGAUGCAACACACUACAUGGAGGGGCAUCAUGUUAAGGACGUGUCCUGUCUGAACCGGGACACCAGUAAGGUGAUCGUGGUGGACUGUAAGAGGGAGGCCUUCAGCCUGCAGCCCUUUAACGGCAUGGCUCUGAAGAAAUGGGACGGAAACUCUGAGGACCGAACGCUCUACGACCUCGCCAACUUCCUCAAGACUAUCGCUCUGAGCGGAGUGGACGACGUACGUUCCGUGUUGGAGAACUACGCUUUGGAGGAAGACCCCAUCGAGGCGUUCAAACGCAGACAGGCUCAGCUGGCACAGGAGGAGGAGCAGCGUCUGGCCGAGCUCGCCCAGCAGAAGAAGCAGGGACUCUCUCUCGGCUCCAUUGCUUCGCGGUUCUGGCGCUCCAAACAGCAGUGAGCCCCGCCCCCUCUCACUUUCCACCAAUCGCAGCCCGGCUCGCCAUCUGUAUCGAGAGGAGGGGCCAGAGGAUAAACGGGAAGGGGAGUGGGAGGACCUGCGUACUGUCACUGAGCGGCCCCUACAACCAAUCAUGUCUCAGUGGGCGGGUCUGCGGAGCUUGAACAUUUGCCGUCCUCUGCACCAAUGAGAAAGGCACUUCCUGUUUUUAUGGAGGCGGGGCGUCGACGGCCCCCUCCCUUUGGUCAUCUUGAUGUCAAGUGAUGCAUAUCAAGUUGUUGAUUGGUUAAAAAAGAAAAAAACAGAGGAUCCAGGUCAGGAUAAACUCUUGUUGUUGGCGGUUUGGAGGCUGGUCUGAGAUCAGCGCUGCUAUCACUACUUCAGCUCUGGUCAGCCCCGCCGUCCACAGGAUCUGACCUGAGAUCAGCAGUGCUCUGUCCCGUACCACACCUUCAGAUUGUGUAUUUAAUUUUAUUUUCUAUUUCUGUGUGUGUGUUUGUGUCAGAUUGUGCUGAUGGGCUGCUGGAGACAAUGUUAAAAUAAUGAAUAUUGUUUAUAAGAAAUAAAGAUAAACAGUAAAUGGUGUUCUUUAGAGUUUAUUCAAUAAUUGUAUUCAAUAUAUGUUAGACUGUGGUGGGGGCAUGGAUGGGAAAUCAGCUCUGCUUGUGACACAAUGAAGACUGGAACAGCAGCUGAGCUUGUGUUGGAGAAAAAAAAAGAAUAAAAGCUACAGUAACGUUCCUCCUAAUCUUUCAUUUGCAAAUUAGUUAAAACAUCAUUCAUCCAUAAUCCAAAACCAUUUAUUUUUCAUGGUCGUGGGAGGAGGGGCUAGUGUCGAUCCCAGCUGACAUUGGGCAGGGGACACCCUGGACAGGUCUCCAGACUAUCACAGAGCGGACACAUAGAGACACACACCGUACGGGCAUGUAGAGUCCUAAAUGAACGUGAUCCUCUUUGUGCUUUGGGAGGAACCCGGAGAAAACCCACGCUGAGACCUGCUCAGAAAACAUGCUAACUAAACAUAGAAAGGAGUCUGCAUGUCCAGCCUGGGAUCGAACCCCGGCCCCUCUCCAUGUGAGGCCAUAUUUUUCCUUAUCGUCUACAAACUGUAAUAAAGACAGAAACCAACAUUGUUAGUCUGUCGCCCAAUACUGUCUGACUUUUUAUCUAUGGCUGUCAGCUCCAAGAUCAUUGGUUCCCACUGAAGUCAAAAAUCUUUAAACACACAAAUGUAAAUUUUUGUCAUUUUUCUAAAACCGCUGGUCACUGCGGUUUUUAAUCAAAUAAAAAGGAGGAAAAAGUAAAGGUUGUUUGGGACUAUUUUCAGGGGCGGAUUUAACCACAUUUGGUGCUCUACUUAGUAUUUGUGACAGUAGGACGGCGUAUGUGGGAUUGAGUCAAAGUAUACUACAGUAUGUGUGUUCAUGGUAGGACCUUGUCAGCUAAACUAGAAACCCUUUAUAAAGUUCAGCAAACAUACAAUAUUUAUGAUUCAUACAUGCUAAUUUGAUCAUGGAUCUGCUUGAAUGAGCCGAGGAGGCCCCUGCUUUUUUAGGAUUUUGGUGUUAAAUUUGAAAUGAAUCCGUUCCUCUCUUCCUCCUCGGAGAGAGAACCAGCGUCCACAGAGAGGUGGUGCUCAGCUGACGUUCUCCUUCAUGUGCAUGUUGAAACAUUCUGUGUCGCUGUGAACUCAAACAAAUCCUACUUAUUUAAUGUCUUUGAACACAUUCUGAUAAAUUCAGCAUUCUUGGAGUUUGUUCUUUCUAUCAAAUUAUUAAACAGUGGAAUCUUUGCUCAACAGGAUUGAUCCCAGUUAUACAAACAUUUUGAAUUGUUUUUCUUGCUGUGCCGUUAAUUUCCCUCACCAUUUACGACCUGUGGAUUUCUCUCCAGUUCCCCCGUAAAACGGGAUUUCCACUCAUUAGGAUUGUUUCAAAAUAUUGUUUCCCUCAAACCAUCCAGU
Messenger RNA from Anoplopoma fimbria (sablefish), 3224 nucleotides. RefSeq names its product translocase of inner mitochondrial membrane 50 homolog (S. cerevisiae) (gene timm50). NCBI's taxonomy places the organism in Eukaryota, Metazoa, Chordata, Actinopteri, Perciformes, Anoplopomatidae. Gene Ontology annotation, molecular function: phosphoprotein phosphatase activity. The transcript has 11 exons. The coding region runs from base 86 to 1261 and encodes 391 amino acids. The record is from RefSeq and is a predicted model, not a curated record.